AUGACUGGCAGCAAAUUAAAAGAGGGACAAUCUGGCCUGCCUACUCCCAAGAGCACUCAUUCAUACUGGCACCAAGACCCAUCAGCCAUUCUUCUCGGCCACAGAACUACAGAGCAACUCCCGCCCACGACUGAUGUCGUUGUUGUUGGCAGCGGGAUAACUGGCGCAUUUGCCGCGAGAGAACUCGUAAAAGGUGGUAAAAGCGUCCUACUGCUGGAAGCGAGAGAAGCAUGUUGGGGUGCGACAGGACGUAAUGGCGGUCACUGCCAGCCCUCGGUGUACAGUGCCAAACCGAACAUUGCUCGAUUUGAACAGGGCACAUACAGCUUCAUCAGGGAUUUUGUAGCGCAAAACAAGAUCCCCUGUGACUGGCACACGGUUGGCGGUGUACACGGCAUUUUUGACGAGGAUGUUCUGGGAGUUGUUGAGAAGCUUAUGGAACGACUGAAGAAGAAUCACCCGGAUCUCGCUGAGAAGGCUAUACUCGUGAAAGACGAAGAAGGGCUCAAGACUCUCCGCGUACCGCAGGCUUAUGCAGCUGUCUACCAGCCCAAUGCUGCGAAGUUGUGGCCUUAUAAGCUCGUGGCGUGGAUCCUGGAGGACUUAUUGACAGAGCAUCCGGAUGCGUUUAACUUACAGACUAAUACGCCCGUGGAGCACCUGCAACACUCUGAGGAUAGAUGGAUUGUUCACACGUCACGGGGACAGGUUGCUGCCACAGAUGUGCUGGUUGCUUCGAACGGAUACACGUCGUAUCUACUGCCCAAGAUGACGGGUAUCAUUACGCCUAUUCGUGCGCAGAUUGUGGGGUUGACACCACCCACGGGGGAUGUUCCUCUCGAGCAUACGCAUGUUUGGGCCAAGGGCAGGAACGAGGAUUACCUGAUUCAGAGGGACGAUGAUCGUGUUCUCAUUCUAGGUGGUGAGAGGUUUGCGGCUACGGGUGCAGAGGUAGGUGUCUGGGAUGAUGGUGGUGUUAACGAGGAUGUCGGGCGGAGGCUGCGAAGUGAACUUGGGAGGAGGGUGAAGUUACGGGCUCCGGGGCACGGAGAGAGGGAUACGCUUGACGCGCAGUAUGAGUGGACAGGCAUCAUGGGCUAUUCGAAUGAUGGGUAUCCUUGGGUUGGCAGGGUGCCCGUGCGGUUGGGGGGUGUUGGUGAUGGGCAUUUGUGGAUAAGUGCUGGGUAUAAUGGUCAUGGGAUGCCGUCGGCGGCGAGGUGUGGUGUUGGAGUUGCGGAGAUGAUUUUGGGGAGGGACAUGAGUUUUGAUAUGCCGGCGGAGUAUGAGGCGAGCGAUGAGAGGGUUGGGAGGGUUGAGGAGUUGAAUGGGUGUGGUGUGGCGUUUGUUGAUGAGUUGAGGGCUUUGUUGGAUGAUUGA
This is a messenger RNA of Pochonia chlamydosporia 170, 1377 nucleotides long. RefSeq names its product FAD dependent oxidoreductase. Gene Ontology annotation, cellular component: cytoplasm. Bases 1 to 1377 code for a protein of 458 amino acids. Gene Ontology annotation, molecular function: oxidoreductase activity. The transcript has 2 exons. The record is from RefSeq and is a predicted model, not a curated record. Lineage: Eukaryota; Fungi; Ascomycota; Sordariomycetes; Hypocreales; Clavicipitaceae.